AUGUCGAUUCCUGUCGAAAUUGCCGAAGUAAUCAUCCGGAAGAAAUCACAAUACGGCCGAUACAUUGACACCAAGCAAUGGGACAAAUUUGACCGAGUUGCACUGCCUGAUGCGGAAUUCAGUUUCUACGAUACCGACGGGUCCAUCCUAAAGGCUGGGAAUACUUCGUUUGCGUUCCCAUCUUCUGCGGCCUUUACGGUCUUUUUCAGCAAAUUCUUCGCGAGUGCACAAACUCUUCAUAUGUUUGGUCCAGGAGAGUUGCAACUGAAAGCUGAUGACGAGGUGGGAGCUAUAUGGGGUAUGGAAGAUCAAAUUAUACUGAAACACACUAUGGGGUUGGUCGAGAUCAGAGGCGGAGGCUACUAUCACGAGACUUGGAAGAUGGAAAGGGGAGACUGGUUUCUGAAAUCGUUGCGACUGGAGAGGACGUACCAAAAAACAAGCCCUAUGGCAAAGAUUCUUGUAUUCCUCGAUAGGUACCUUGGGUUCUCAGUCGUCUGA
Penicillium manginii is the source of this 501-nucleotide messenger RNA. RefSeq lists its product as uncharacterized. The transcript has a single exon. The record is from RefSeq and is a predicted model, not a curated record. The coding region runs from base 1 to 501 and encodes 166 amino acids. Lineage: Eukaryota; Fungi; Ascomycota; Eurotiomycetes; Eurotiales; Aspergillaceae.